Molecule: messenger RNA, 2501 nt
Organism: Myripristis murdjan (pinecone soldierfish)
Lineage: Eukaryota; Metazoa; Chordata; Actinopteri; Holocentriformes; Holocentridae
Gene: ackr4b
Product: atypical chemokine receptor 4b
Exons: 2
Coding region: 114-1226 (370 amino acids)
Biological process (GO): immune response; positive regulation of cytosolic calcium ion concentration; G protein-coupled receptor signaling pathway
Cellular component (GO): membrane; external side of plasma membrane
Molecular function (GO): C-C chemokine receptor activity; scavenger receptor activity; C-C chemokine binding
Source: RefSeq, a predicted model, not a curated record
ACAUUUCUCCUCAGUAUACACCACAACUCUUGUGUGUGUGUUUGCAUGUGUGUGGGUGAAAAGGAUUAAUACCAUCUCAACUUCACAAAGUCCGACAGAGACAGAGGCAGGUAAUGGAGGACUUCUAUUACCAUGACGAAGAUGACUUCAAUGAGACCUACGACUACAAUUACGAAUUCUCUAUCUGUGACAAAGAAGCAGUGCGCCACUUUAGCAGCAUCUUCCUACCUGUCAUCUAUGCACUAACUCUGGCGGUCGGCCUGUUUGGGAAUGCCAUGGUAGUGAUGGUCUAUACAUCGCCACAACGACUGCGAACCCUGACAGACAUGUGCAUCCUCAACCUGGCCAUUUCUGACCUGCUUCUUCUCUUCACCUUGCCAUUCUGGGCAGCCGACGCUGUCCACGGCUGGAGGUUGGGCAUUGCAGCCUGCAAGCUCAACACCUUCCUUUACGGUGCCAACUUCAGCUGUGGCAUGCUGCUCCUAGCAUGUAUCAGUGUGGACCGCUACUGUGCCGUAGCCCGUAAUGCAACAGGCAGGACUGGCUCAGGUCCCCCCACAAAGAAAAAGUGGAUCCUGGUGUGCGCAGUGUUGUGGGCUAUAGCUGUCCUUCUUGGCCUGCCUGACCUAAUCUUCUCCACGGUGAGGCACAAGUCACACAAGCCGGUCUGCAUGGCUAUCUAUCCCCAUAACAUAGCCCGGUCUGCCAAGGCUGCCCUGGAGCUGCUGGAGGUGAUCCUCAGAUUUGUGCUUCCUUUCCUGGUCAUGGUGGUUUGCUACUCCUUAGUGGGGUGGGCGCUGUGCCGAGCAUCCGGGGUGUGCAGAGACAGAAAGUGUCGGGCUCUGCGGGUCCUGCUGGUAGUGGUUGCUGUGUUUGUGCUCACACAGCUGCCCUACAACGUGGUCAAACUGUACUAUGCAAUGGACAUCAUCUACCUCCUGGUGACCGACUGUGAAGUCAGCAAGGGGCUGGACUGGGCUGUGCAGGUAACAGAGAGCCUGGCACUUGCCCAUGCCUGCAUUAACCCCAUCCUGUAUGCUUGCAUCGGCUCCUCCUUCAAGGGAAACGUCAUCAAGGCUGCCAAGCGUCUCGGACAGCGGUUUGGAGGACGCCAGCGAUAUGUCAACGAGGAGCCAGCGGUGGAAAUCGCACUCAAAGGACCCGCUAACACACACUCACAGUCAGCUUCGGACCAAGACCAAGACACCAGCACCUUUACUAUCUGAGACUUAAACGGUUAAAGUUUGUGUAGGUAGCUUUUUAGAGUGGGCAGACCAUCGUCAAAAAUUUGAACUCAAAACAGCGGAAAGAGCACCCACCUGAGAUUCAGUAUCUUGUCCAAGUCAUUCCCACAAACAUGCACACUUGUGUGUGUGGUGCCGAUGCAAUGGCGAAAUAGGAACUGGUGAGCUGUAGCGAGAAUAAGCUAAGAUUACUAGAGUUAAGGUAGGCUGGGAAGAGCUUUUUUGAGGAUGGGACGAGAAUAUGCAUAGCAGUAGUACACAUACACAAGACAUGAUUGGACAGAGAUUGGUCAUUUGAUUUGUCCAAUCAGAUUUUAACAAAUGAGAUUGAACUGCCAGGGACAGCAAGGAAAAACAGAUUUUUUUUCUCAGUACAUUUAGUUUGGAUUGCACCCUCUGUAUAUAAUGGUGGUUUGUCAGAAUUAUGUUAAAAGUUACCUAAAGAAGCUUUAUGGACUUUUCUGUAAAUACCUCCACAAAACUUUUGUUAUAUACUUAUAUAUCUACAGUACAUCUUUAAUAACAUGUACAAAUGACAGGGCCAUCAAUAACCAAACACUAAAAUACAAUUUGUCAGUCUCGUGUAUAUUUGUACAGUUGGGUAGAAGGGUGUGAAUCUUUGGGUGAACAUCAAUCUAAUUUGAUUUGGUUUAACAAUUAUUUCUCUUUUGUGGAAUGAUUCAAUGUGAUAAGAGUUGGUAAACCACUACUCAAGUCAAUGAUUCAAUUAAGUACUCUUAGCCAAAAUGUAUAUCUAUUAAAUAAACAUGUGCAAUACUGUAAGACUAUCCUUCCUGAAAAGGAAGGAGAAAAAAAAAACAGAUGACGGAAUUACUAUCAGGUUAUUUUUUAUAUAAAAAAACACUUUUUACACUUUUUAUUUAUAGUAUUCUGUUAGAUCAUCAAAACAUUAGGUCUAAGAGUCAAGAAUUUAUCAGUUCAAAGUAUUUCAUAUUGAUAGAGGUCAAGUAGGCAGAACACUGCAGUUGAAUUGACUGCAUUUGGAAUUGGUGCAUUUAAUGAGUACAUUGUUAGACACCUGUCUGAGUAAUAUGCUGAGUAAGACAACUACUUUGUAUAUAGUGUGGCACUUUGUUAAAUAAAAGCACAAACAUUUUCUGUGAGAUGCAUCUACCUACAUCUAUCACAAUUAAAUGGAACCAAAACUCAGGAUGCUGUGUCCAUAGUUUCAUUUAUUAACUCUAAUUUAAAACCACACACUCUGUACUACUUUCCAUAUGAUCAGCUGCAUCUCAU